Molecule: messenger RNA, 1047 nt
Organism: Paramecium sonneborni
Lineage: Eukaryota; Ciliophora; Oligohymenophorea; Peniculida; Parameciidae
Source: the annotation of a GenBank genome assembly
AUGAAUUCAGGCCCAAUUAAUUAUACAAGAACAAUGAAACCAGUUGUUCCAACUUAUUAUCCAUCAGAAAUUCGUUAGCAAUCUGUUGGUAAGGAAAAUCGAGCACCUAUCAAACAUAACUCAUGUAGUUAAAUUAGAUUUGUUAAUGUAAAUAAAUAAAAUUAUCUAAUUAGAAUUUACCUUCAGCAAAAACAUAGGACAGCUUUGAAUCAUAAAAGCCUUAAGAAUAACUCUUUGAUAAAUUAAAAUUAUAAGUAAUCUAAUUGUAAUAUGAAUAAAAUACUUUAAACGAACAAUUUCAAAUUUAAAUUAAAUCACUAAAUGAUCGAAUGAAUUCUAAUGAAUAAAGUGUUAAAUCAUUGUAUGAUUCUGGAAUCGGAUAAUUAAAUAAUGAUGUUCAAUUAAAAGACAAAAUUAAGCAAUUAGAAUUGAAAAUAGGAGAAAUUUAAUUAUUACUCAUUAAUUAAGAAUAGAAAGUAUUAUCAUGGACCUAAUCUACAAUGGAAAAACUCAAAAAAAAUAUUCUUGAAGCUACGAAUAAAACAGAAAUUAAAAUUUAAACCUAAUUAGAUAAAAUUACGCAAAAUAUAAAAAAUUUACAAUUAUCUUAAAAUUCUACAACUUAAACAAAUUGUAUUAGUUAAGAUUUGAAAAGAUUUUAAUAAUUCAAUGAGGAAGUUUCAUCUUAUCUAAGUUAAACUGUAACUUCAAAUAGUAUUAAUAUUAUUGAAUAAAUGGUUGCUGAUAUUAAACCAGAUAUGACUCCAAUUAAUACUGCAAGUCCAUUAAAAUAAGAAAUUACUAAUAAAUGUAAAUAAUAUAAAUAUUAUCAAAGAUAAAUGUUAGAUGUCUGCUAUUUCAGAAAAGACCCUUGAUGAUUCUAGGAGUGAUUAUUAAUAGAUUCAAUAAUAUGAAUUGGAUGGAAAUGGAUAUUUAAUAUCAAAUGGUUGUUAUGUCUUAGAUUAAAAUGGAAAGAGAUAUUAAUUAAGUUAAGAACAAAUCAAUUAUUUAAAAUCUAUUAAUGUUAUUGAAGAAAUAAAUUCAUGA